CCCUCCUGUCACUCAGCAAGAUGGAGAUGGAAGUUUACGACCAAGAGAGCUUGCAGGGCACAACAGCAAUUGUCCCGGCUGAGUUACCCUUCAGCAAUUUCUAUACCCCCGAGAACUCCCGGUUCUACGCUGCGCAGGUCUACAAGCCCCUGGACUCUAAGACCGAGGCCUUCCGGGUGCUCGAGGUCCUACAAGGAACUGGUGACGACAUCAUCAGAUGCAACAUCAUUGAACCCUUCCAUCUUGAAAGUAGCUAUGAAGCACUCUCAUACCGUGCCGGGGACCCGCAUAAGACUGGCCAGGUCCUCGUCAAUGGUCAUCAAUUUAACGUAUUCGCAACGCUCUUCGCAGCGAUCAAGAGGUUACGCCAUCCCGACAAAAGCCGACUCCUCUGGGCGGAUCAGAUUUGUAUCAACCAAAGCGACAUCUUUGAGCGCAACAACCAAGUGCAGAAGAUGAGAAGUGUCUAUGAGAAAGCUGAGCGAGUCAUUGCGUGGCUAGGACCACUAUGUGGCGGGGAAUUAGCUUUCAAUGCUGCUCACUCUUUCUAUCAGGACUAUGUCCAACGCAGAGCCCAGUACAAAAGUACUCUCAUGAUGAGCCGGGAGCUUCAGACCAGCGAACACGACGACAUCGUACAAAUCAUCGCAUCAGAGUACUUGGAAGAGCUGAGACUGGCCGAUCAGACGGAGGAUAACGAGUACCUUAUAAAGGCCAAAGCAUUGGGACAGUUCUAUCAUUACGAUUUCUGGAAUCGUGUUUGGAUAUGGCAAGAAAUUGUGGUUGCCAAAACCGUUGAACUUUUAUGGGAUACCCGAUCAAUGGACUCACAGCCUUUUUUCAUUACUGCCCGCAUCCUCAUGGCGAUGGGCAUCGAUCUUCUAUCAAGUCAACUUCCGCAAGCCAUACGCUACAUACUUUUACCGUCUGUCAACCGACCAACGAUUCAUUUAAUAUCCGUCGUUGACGACUUGCGGCACUCUUGGAACCCCAAGUCCCACCUCAAUAUCAAAUAUCUCCUUCGCAAGAUCAGGCGGGCACAAUCGAGUGAUUUGAGAGAUAGGAUAUACGCUGUUUCAGGUCUUAUCCCCCCAGACUACCGGAUUAUCCCUGAUUACUUCAACGACCCCGCCUCAGUUUACUGCCGGACCGCAUGGUCAAUAAUAUUACGAGAUCGAUCCUUAGAUAUCCUUGCCUUCUGUGGGUAUCCAGCCCACCGAAGUCAGCUUGCUCUACCUACCUGGUGCCCAGAUUGGUCAGUUGGAUCGCGAGCCUCUCGAGAACCACUCACCCUAGAAGCUACCGAUGCCAGACGGCAAGGAAUCCGUGAGUCCAGAUUUCAACCCUCCAAGAAGCUGCCAGCCUAUUGCUGCAUGGAAGUAGAGAAAGAUAAAAAUACCGGAACUCAAACAUUUACACUUUCUGUCCAGGGAUUGCUCAUCGAUACAGUGGAAGAAGUCGCUCCACGAUAUCGAAAAGGGCAUUUCGGGAGCCUACCCUCACGAGAAAGAUAUCAAGUGGUGCUCGGUUCAUGCUGCGAACUUGUCAGCAAGAGGAAGACUAUCACAGAUAUUAUAGAAAGAGAGGUCGACAGGACGCUUACAGUUGAUAACUGCGGUGCUCCAAAUGAAUCUGAUCCCAAUUACUCGCCACGUCGGAAAGAUCGGCUGAAGGUAGAUGUUGUUGCUGGCAGCCGACAAUUCUUCCUUGGGAAAACGGGCAUAAUGGGGAUGGGGCCUCCGCAUGUCUUGGCUGGGGAUCUGAUAUGUGUUUUAUUUGGAUCAAGAGUCCCGUUUUUGUUGCGGAAAGAUGGAAAGUUUUACACUUUGGUUGGAGAGGUUUAUAUUAGUGGAGGCCAUAUGGAAGGCAAAGCGAUUGAGGAGAUGGAUGCUGGUCUUCGUUCUGCCAAAUCGUUUGAACUGCGUUGAGGGUGUUGCCUGUAAUUAACGAAUGCAUACACCAAAUUUGUGCUUUUAAUAAGUGCUAGGACACUGAACUGAACCAGGAAAAUAACU
Molecule: messenger RNA, 2015 nt
Organism: Hyaloscypha bicolor E
Lineage: Eukaryota; Fungi; Ascomycota; Leotiomycetes; Helotiales; Hyaloscyphaceae
Exons: 1
Coding region: 21-1928 (635 amino acids)
Source: RefSeq, a predicted model, not a curated record